Molecule: messenger RNA, 1447 nt
Organism: Belonocnema kinseyi
Lineage: Eukaryota; Metazoa; Arthropoda; Insecta; Hymenoptera; Cynipidae
Product: zinc finger HIT domain-containing protein 2
Exons: 5
Coding region: 198-1337 (379 amino acids)
Source: RefSeq, a predicted model, not a curated record
UUACAAGCAGGCAGUCAGCGUGCAGAAAACCCAUGAGAGUGAGAGAGAUAGAGAAUGGUCCAUCUCUUUCAUUCUUAUGGGUUUUCUUCAUGCAGGCUGCCUGCUUGCAGAGGCAUGAAAGAACCCUUAUUUUGACUACAUGGUUUAUAGUUCUUCGUGGUUCCUUGGGUUUCUCCAAGAACUAAAAGUAAAACAAAAUGGACGACUCAUGCCCAUCUAAAGUCGAUACAACCUACUUCUGCAGAAUAUGUGACGAGAAACCACGCCAGUACACGUGUCCACAAUGUGGUAUCAAUUACUGCUCUCUUAAAUGUUACCAGUCAGAAGGACAUCAGGAUUGCUCAGAAUCUUUUUAUAAAGAUUGGGUAGAAUUGGAAAUGCAAGUUCGAGAUUACGACCCAGAAAAUAAAAAAAAAAUGUUAGAAAUCUUCGAACGACUAAAACAGCAGGCGGAGGAACCAAGUAUAAUGGAAGACAUUUUUAACGACAGACGUGAAGAAGACCCAGAACAAUUGGAUUCAGACGACGAAGAAGAUGGUCCAUCUUUAGAAGAGCGACUUGCGAAUAUAGAUUUGGACAAUGCUGACGUACUCUGGUCUGCAUUAACGAAUGCAGAGAGACAGGAAUUCGAAACACUACUUCAAAGUAACGAAAUUGAUCAAAUGGUGCCUCAAUGGAAGCCCUGGUGGGAACAAACUGUUGAGAAAAAACUGGUACGAGAAGUUGAUGAGAUUCCAGAAUAUCAACACUUAUGUCCUGCUUUAGUCGUACCACCUAAAAUAAUAGGCCAAAUGAAAUCUUCUACGUACGUCCAAUUCAACAUGAUGAAUGUAAUUUAUUCCUAUGCGUACACUGCAGUCCACUUUUCUGGAGAUCACCUGAAUUCAGCUAAAUUAGCGACUCAGGUAUUCCUUUACGUGUGUGACAAUAUGAGCCAAAAAAAAGUAUUCACCGACGCUGAGUCUGCUGCGAGGGCCGUCUUUCAACGCAUUUUUGGGGAAUCAAACUUAAUGGAAAGUAAGGCAAAUGGGAGAAUGCUGAGUGUUAAGCAAGCCGGAGAUCAAAUAAUGCGCGGUCCUGAAAAGGCAAACUGUUGUUAUUACGUAAUAGCUGCCUUAUCUGAUUUACACAGAUUAGUUUCCAAAGCAAAGGUAGACUUAAAUUGUAAAUCAGAACCAGCAAAAACGCAAUUUCCCAGAAAAUUCCAAGAGCACAAGGAUUUAGAGAGAAUAGAUGUUUCAAAGAAAAACAUCGAAUUGCACUUAAAAAAACUAGAAUUCUAUCUGUCGUGGAUAAACCUUUAUGGAAAAAAAUUGUGUGGAACGAAGUUACAUUAACGGGAACGAAAUCUGGAGUCUAUUCAACUAAAAAUAAGAGAUUUUUAAGUAUUAAUUUAACGUUUCAUGCAUGCAAUAUGUUUUAAAUAAAUUCGUGAAAUAUUUUUUAC